Messenger RNA from Staurois parvus, 344 nucleotides. The record is from the annotation of a GenBank genome assembly. NCBI's taxonomy places the organism in Eukaryota, Metazoa, Chordata, Amphibia, Anura, Ranidae.
AUGGGGCCCCCGGGCAAUAGGAAAUCAUGGGGCCCCUGAUUCCUUGCCCAAACUCAAAAAAGCCUGUGAAAAAGAAUAGGAAAUGUGCUAGAAAAUUCAUUCCUCAUCUCCAUAAUAUGCAGGGGAGAAGGGGGGCUUAUGUAGUUCACAAAAGAGAAUUUGGGAAUCAGGGGCGGACUGACAACUCAUGGGGCCCCCGGGCAAUAGGAGAUCAUGGGGCCCCUGUGUCCUUGCCCAAACUCAAAAAAGCCCAUGAAAAAGGUACCAGGGGCAUAUCAUGGGGCCCCCUACUGACCCCGGGCCCUCGGGCAGUGCCCGAGUUUCCAAAUGGUCAGUCCGCCCCU